ACCCAAGUCUUUAUAAAUAAACAAGUGCUUAAUUUCAUUGGAAUACGCCUGAGAUAGAGAUGGCUCUAAUAGGAACAUUAAUUGGCAAGAUAGAGAUUAGUUCAGGUGGGAAGGUGUUGCAUGAUCUCUUGAGACACUCAGCAAACGACAUAUCAUCCAUCUGCCCUAGUAAGGUUCAUGCAUGCAAUCUGCUCAGUGGUCGUAGGGGUGAUGUUGGAUCCACCAUUGUCUGGCACUUUACCCAUGAAGAUGGAAAAGAGCAAACUGCAACAGAGAUAAUUGAAGAAAUCGAUGAGACAAACCACAAAAUCGUAUUUAAAGUAAUUGAAGGAGAGAUCGUAGAGAAGAUAUACAAAGCAUUCAAGAUAACAUUUCAUUGUGAACAAAAAGAUGGUAAACAAUGGGGCAUUUGGACCAUGGAGUUUGAGAGGCCGGAUACAAGUGUACCUUAUCCAACUUCUUUCAUGGACUAUCUCUGGGGUAUCCUAAAAGACAUGGAUGACCACGCCAGUAGUAAAUAGAUUUCGAAGCAGAUCUCGAAGCUCUAUUACGACAAUGAACGAAUGUGUAUAUGCGUAUGCAUGCAUGUGUUAAUACAAUAAAGCUAUAAGCGCAUAAAAAUGACAUAAAUCUUUGGAUUGUCAUAGGUAUGUAAUAUAUGUGUGUUAUUUCGUUUUCCUAGUUCUUGUAAUAUGAAUCUAUGAACGUUUGAAACUAAAUGUCUGUAUAAUAUUAAAAAAAAUUAUCUAUAUGAAUAUGUAUGCAUAUAUGUAUAUUAGAAUCAA
This is a messenger RNA of Helianthus annuus (common sunflower), 785 nucleotides long. RefSeq names its product kirola. Lineage: Eukaryota; Viridiplantae; Streptophyta; Magnoliopsida; Asterales; Asteraceae. Bases 60 to 521 code for a protein of 153 amino acids. The transcript is spliced from 2 exons. Gene Ontology annotation, biological process: defense response. The record is from RefSeq and is a predicted model, not a curated record.